Molecule: messenger RNA, 1247 nt
Organism: Emiliania huxleyi CCMP1516
Lineage: Eukaryota; Haptophyta; Isochrysidales; Noelaerhabdaceae
Exons: 3
Source: RefSeq, a predicted model, not a curated record
CCGCCUCACAGACGUGCUCCGCCCACAGCAAGAAGACCUGUGCCGAUGGCGUGCGAUAGCCGAGAGUGCGCGGGCUUUUGAUGCGCGUGGCGGCCGCCUCGGCUACCCUCGGCUACUCUCGGCUACUCUCGGCGGGCCUCGCAGUAGUUGAUGAGCGUGGCUGCGGAUUGCUCGCACUUCGCCACCACCAGCACCCGGAGCGCGCACGCCAGCGCCGACGGGCAGCGUGCGCCCGACUGCGCCGCCGGCGACGCUGCGGACAGCGAGGCCGGCCCGGCUCCGACGGACAGGAGGGGGCUGUGGAGUGGAGUCUGCGGAGUGGCGGCGCCGAGAAAGACCUGCUCACACCGCUGCAAGUGGGCGGCGCUCGCCGACUCGACGAGGGCAAGAGAGGUUGUGUGCCCUGCGCGGGAAGUACUGGUGCAGCAGUCGGCGGACCUGCACGAGGGAGGGAGGGCACAACAGCUGGUCCUGCACGCCCAGCUCGCGGUACAGCGCGGCCGGGUCCUGCCCGUUGCUCACGAGAGCGAUGAGUACCGUCGACUCGGAGCCGCACUCGAAGCCUGCAGCAGAGAGCAGGUCCAGAGACACGAGGGCGAUGUCCGCACCCUCCCGGGGCGCCUCCGCGGCGGUGCCGGCCCGCCCGCCCUCCUUCCCUCCUCCCGCCUCUGCCGCGUGCGCCACCCUGCCCGCGUCGCCUCGCAAGCAGGCGCGGAGCUCGCGGCCGCACGUCGUGGCACGGAUGGCAAAGUGGAUGGGGGGCAAACGCGGCGCGUUCGAGCUGGCCGCCUCGCGGAUCUGAUCGACCACCUCUUCGACCAAGCCGGCGUCGGAGGCGGCGACGAGAAUAUUGGCCGCCUAUAUUAUGAAGGUGGCGAGUGAGGCGUGGCGAAUUGGGUCGCCCCCCACAACACACCAGAACCGGCGCAGCAGAGGUGGAGAGGGCUCGCGCAAGGCGCUCGAUCAGCCGGCGGCGCGACCGAUGCCAACCCGCGGGCUCGACGCGGCUGGGAGGUAGGCGAGUUGACCUUUUCUCCGGAGAAGCAGCCUCGGUGACACGCGAGGAGUAGUCCCAAAGUGAAGGAUCCGAUGUCUCGCGUGGCACAGGAAUUUGCCCCGAAGACGUGCGGAUCAUCUUUGGCGGGUCCGCGUCCGGGCGGCUCUCUGGCAGCCUUUGGUCGAGCUUCGGGUGACGAGGCGAGCCGCGCGAGCCUUUGGACGGCGAGACAUUCAAGGGUUGGAAGCCG